Molecule: messenger RNA, 876 nt
Organism: Rhea pennata
Lineage: Eukaryota; Metazoa; Chordata; Aves; Rheiformes; Rheidae
Gene: MRPL48
Product: mitochondrial ribosomal protein L48
Exons: 9
Coding region: 37-699 (220 amino acids)
Cellular component (GO): mitochondrial ribosome
Source: RefSeq, a predicted model, not a curated record
CCCGCCGGACCCGGGCCGCCAUUGUUCCGGGCCAGGAUGAGCGCGGUGUUGCGGCAGGCGCUGUGUCUGAAGAAGGAAACCUUGCUGAAGCAGGCGUUUGCGCUCAGCCGCCCUUAUCCCGGACCAGCGAGAAGAGCAGCAACGCCCCAGGAAAGCCGUCUGUGUGCUGCAGGUGAUGCACUUGUGAGUUGCCACAGACACUACAGAGCCCAUCCUACACAUGGCAUUGGGAAGUUUAAAUAUCUGCUCCCAAAGGAGGCUCCAAAGAAGAGAAAGGAUAGAAUACAGAUGAAAGAGAUCAAUGUUGGGACUGAAUAUGAGUACGGAGACGUCAACAUUCAGAUGACUUCCUAUGAUAUGUGUCUCGUGGAGCAUUUUGCUGGAUAUGUGCAUAAACUCUGCAACCGACUCUCCAUUAGGGUCAAUGAAAGCUAUGCGAUGCCCACCAAGACCAAUGAAGUGCUGUUCUUGGAAGAGCGAGGUUCCAAAAUGCAGCUGGAUGCAGUCCUUACUACCCAUCAGAGGGUUGUCCAGAUCAGUGGUUUGAGCUCGACAUUUGCUCCAAUACUCUUGGAAGUUAUUCAGAGUAAUCAGCCUGAAGGGGUCCAUCUGUUAGUGAAAGAGCACACAGAAACAGAUUUCAAGAUCCGAUUAAAGGCUCGACCAGAACUUGAAGAGCUGCUAGCACAGAUGAACUGAGAUGAGGAAGAAUUAUCCAUCCAUUUCAGAGCCAUGCCUGGGAAACGGAAGCUUCUCCUGCGUGGCUGCGUGAGCCUCCAGGAAGUGACUGUGAGCACUGUACUUACAAGUUUGUGGCUUGGAAGAAAUUUGCACUGUCAUAGGGCAUCUUCUUUUAAUAAAAGACAAAUGCGUGUG